CAUCCUGUUGCAUGAUGGAAAGCGCGAUGUUCAAAUCGAGCAGUUGAAAACAAAGCUCUGUUGGAGAGUGAAGGGAACUUUUACCUUUAGUAAUUUAACAUUUGUAACGUAUAGAUUUUUUUUUUCAUUUCACAUAGGUUCUAGUUUCGGGACUUUUAUGUUCAUAGAUUUUGAUUUGUUUUUAUAAGUACGUGUUAGUGUGGUGUUUUGUUGUUUUUGGACGGACUAUGGACGGACAAGGAAGUUGUAUCCAGACUCCUGGAGACCCUACUUUUUCAUCUAAAGGAGCCCUAAGCGAAGUUACAAAGUGCAGAAGUGCUGUUCGUUUUCGACGAAGUCAUGGGACUGGCCUGACUAUGCGGGGAUACACACCACACCACAAGGUGGCGUCCAUGAAAAUCUCAAAGAAUGCACAAGUUCUGAAACGUGACUUUAGAGAGAAGGUGGACCCUGAACAAAUUUCUCUCCUGAUGAAAAAGGAAUGGAAGCUCUUUUAUGUCACUCCACUCUACAAAUUCAAACACACACAACUGAAGACCUACUCCAAGCAGCUAUCUGCUUUCAUAGCAUCAGAAAAACAGAAGGGCAGAGCAGUGGAAGUGGGACCAGAGACUGGCUUCAAGGUGGUGUUCUCCAUAAUCUUUGGCCUGACUGAGACGGAAGAGGACACAGAGUUAGUCUUCAUUCAGAUUCAUUCUAAGCCUUCGUUUGCGGCAGAGGGUGCGAGCGACGUAGUCAUCUGGAGUGGCUGGCUGGCUUGUAUUAACGGCAACACGGAAUACCUGAGGGCUAUUCCAGCGGACUUUGUUUGCUUGCCCUUGUUCUGUGCUAGCGGAGCAGGGAGCCUGACCUCCUUGGUCAAAAGCUGGUUUGAGACCACGUUUGACUGUAACUUUGGCCAGCUGCGUAUCAGCCCCAGUAACCUGCACCGCUUGGCUACCAUGUGGACCGGUUGCCAUCCCACAGUGAACAUCCGGUACCUGAAGCUGUCCUGGACUCUGCCCACUUGUCCACCCUUAGACAUUUCCUACACUGUCAAUCCAGGAGACGUAAGCGACCUGUGGAGCAGAAUUUGCCAAGGAAAGGACCAAGUGAGUUCCGAGGUAGCGAAACAGUUCUUUCAGUGCCUCGAAUCGCAUUUCUUCCGGCACUUCAGGAUCCAUCUUUCUGCCGGGGAGUUAACGAAGGUUUCCACAGCUUUGGGAUCUGCUUACCGUGAUGGUAAAAUCCAGUUUAUGAACAGUGACUACAUGAUCGACGUCCUGAUGUUGCUGACAGAGAGCGCUCUCUUAAUGAUGCCUGUUUAAGUGUACAAAAAACAAGGACUUUUAAAAGUUUUUAAUAUAGAUGUUUUUAAAUAACAAAUUAUACCUUUUCAUUUUAAGCUGAAAGGUCAGUAAAUGUGGUUUGAAAUGUAAAUCCAUGCACUACAUUCUGCAUUUCUAGACCAUGUUGUUAUGCAAUUUAUAUGUUUUUCUUUUUGUCUUGUAAGCAGACUAAGAAUAAAACUAAGUAAUGCUUUUAUCUGAUGGA
Lepisosteus oculatus (spotted gar) is the source of this 1533-nucleotide messenger RNA. It is a transcript of the gene cenpl, whose product is annotated as centromere protein L. The record is from RefSeq and is a predicted model, not a curated record. Lineage: Eukaryota; Metazoa; Chordata; Actinopteri; Semionotiformes; Lepisosteidae.